Megalops cyprinoides (Indo-Pacific tarpon) is the source of this 6525-nucleotide messenger RNA. RefSeq names its product phosphatidylinositol-3,4,5-trisphosphate-dependent Rac exchange factor 2 (gene prex2). Gene Ontology annotation, biological process: intracellular signal transduction. NCBI's taxonomy places the organism in Eukaryota, Metazoa, Chordata, Actinopteri, Elopiformes, Megalopidae. The record is from RefSeq and is a predicted model, not a curated record. The transcript is spliced from 40 exons. Bases 342 to 5159 code for a protein of 1605 amino acids. Gene Ontology annotation, molecular function: guanyl-nucleotide exchange factor activity; protein binding.
GGAGGUUGGAUUUAGGAUGAAGGUCCUGGGAGUCACAUGGAACCAAGUUUUUGAUUGAUGUCCAAACGCCAGUGCCGCACAGUUUUCUCAGGAAACCGAGCCCCGGGCAGCUUCACAUCGGUCUGUGUUCAAGAAAGUUUUUUGGGGCAGCAUCAACAAUUGUCGUCUGUUUUUCUAUCUGCAAUUUAAUUGCAGCGACCUUGUUUGUAGCCCGAGAUACUUCCCACUCCGUUCAGCCAUGUAGUUACUAACUUUUUAAGUACUUAUAAACCGUAUUUUUAUCACAAAAUUUAAAGGAACAAACUUUGUAAAGGACCACUUGAAAUAAUCGCGUUAUCAGUAUGACCGAAGAAGGAAAAUCAGAUCACAGAGGAGAAAGCGGGAAAGAUUUGGAGAAACAGCUGCGUUUACGAGUAUGUGUCUUAAAUGAGCUUUUGAAGACUGAAAGGGAUUAUGUCGGGACAUUGGAGUUCCUGUCGGUAUUUCUGCAUCGUCUCAAUCAGUAUGCAGCAACAAAAAUUGAUAAGAAUAUUACGGAAGAGACUGUCAAGGUGCUGUUUUCAAACAUUGAGGAGAUCCUGUCUGUGCACCGAGACUUCCUGUCCAUGGUGGAAGGGCUGCUCCAGCCGGACCCCCACGCUCACCACGAAGUGGGCCGCUGCUUCCUGCACUUUAGGAGCAGGUUUCAGAUCUACGACGAGUACUGCGGGAACCACGAGAAGGCCCAGAGACUGCUGCUGGAACUCAACAAGAUCAGGACCGUGCGGACGUGUUUACUGAACUGCAUGCUGCUAGGAGGAAGGAAGAACACAGAAGUACCUCUCGAAGGCUAUUUGGUCGCCCCCAUUCAAAGGAUCUGCAAAUAUCCACUCCUGUUAAGAGAGUUGCUGAAGAGAACCCCAAAGAAGCACAAUGACUACUCGCUGGUCCUGGAGGCCCUCCAAGUCAUGAAAGCUGUGUGCUCCAACAUCAAUGAAGCCAAGAGGCAGAUGGAGAAGCUGGAGGUCCUGGAAGAGUGGCAGUCACACAUCGAGGGAUGGGAGGGCUCCAACAUCACAGACACCUGCACAGAGAUGCUGAUGCACGGAAUCUUAUUGAAGAUCUCAGCGGGGAACAUCCAGGAGCGGAUCUUCUUCCUCUUCGAUAACCUUCUGGUGUACUGCAAGAAGAAAAACAGGCGUUUAAAAAACAGCAAAGCUGCCACAGAGGGUCCCCGGUACUUGUUUCGCGGGCGGAUCAACACGGAGGUCAUGGAGGUGGAGAACGUGGAUGAUGGUACAGCUGACUACCACAGCAGUGGCAACAUUGUGAAUAACGGCUGGAAGAUACACAACACGGCGAAGAACAAGUGGUUCGUGUGCAUGGCGAAGACCCCGGAGGAAAAGCAGGAGUGGCUGGAAGCGAUCCUGAAGGAGCGGGAGAGGAGGAAAACCCUGAGGUUGGGGAUGGAGCAGGACACCUGGGUCAUGGUGUCAGAGAAAGGGGAGAAGCUGUACAACCUGAUGAGUCAGCAGGGACACCUCAUCAAGGACAGGAAGCGCAAGCUCACCACGUUUCCCAAGUGCUUCCUUGGAAGUGAGUUUGUAUCCUGGCUCAUGGAGAUUGGGGAAACCGACAACCCAGAAGAAGGGGUUCACCUGGGCCAGGCUCUGCUGGAGAAUGGCAUUAUCCACCAUGUCACAGACAAGCACCAGUUCAAGCCGGAGCCGGUGCUGUACAGGUUCCGUUACGAUGACGGCACCUACCACCCUAGAAGUGACAUGCAGGAUGUCAUCUCCAAGGGUGUCAGGCUCUUCUGUCGGCUUCAUAGUUUAUUCACGCCAGUGAUCAGGGAUAAAGACUACCAUCUGAGAACUUACAAAUCUGUGGUGAUGGCCAACAAGUUGAUAGACUGGCUCAUUGCGCAGGGCGACUGCCGAACGAGAGAGGAGGCCCUGAUUUUGGGGGUUGAGCUCUGCGACAACGGAUUCAUGCACCACGUGCUGGAAAAGAGCGAAUUCAAGGACGAGCCUCUUUUGUUCCGCUUCUUCGCCGACGAGGAGAUGGAAGGAUCAAACACCAAGCACAAGCCCAUGAAGCACGAUCUGAAAAUAGUGGAAAAUGUCAUCGCAAAGUCCCUGCUGAUAAGGCCCAGCGAUGGAGGCUGUGGCUUCACUCUUGAAGACCGAAACAGAGUUCCCAUGAUCAAGUCAGUGGAGAAGGGGUCAUACGCAGAGAUGGCUGGCUUGGAGGUGGGGAAGAAACUGUUCGCCAUCAAUGGGGACCUGCUCUUCCUGCGGCCCUUCCAGGAAGUGGAGUGUUUCCUCAGGCAGUGCUUUAACAGUGGGGGGCCCCUCAGGGUCCUGGUCAGCACUAAGCCCAGAGAGACGGUGAAGAUCCCAGACUCAGCGGAUGGCCUGGGCUUCCAGAUCAGGGGCUUCGGCCCGUCUGUGGUGCAUGCCGUUGGCAGAGGCACUGUGGCGGCCGUUGCCGGCCUCCACCCGGGACAGUGCAUCAUCAAGGUCAACGGGAUCAACGUUAGCAAGGAGAGCCACGCCAGCGUCAUCGCUCACGUGACGGCCUGCCGGAAAUACCGCCGACCCACGCAGCAAGAUUCAAUAAAGUGGGUGUACAACAACAGUGAGAGCGCCCAGGAGGACCAUCAGAAAGCCAACCAGACGCCCUCUGCAGAGGAGAACGGGGACGUGUUCGAGUGUAAAGUGGAAGAGGUGAUGGACAAGUUUAACACCAUCGCCAUCAUCGACGGGAAGAAAGACCACGUGAGCCUGACAGUGGACAACGUUCACCUGGAGUACGGCGUGGUGUACGAGUACGACAGCACAGCUGGGAUCAAGUGCCACGUGUUGGAGAAGAUGGUGGAGCCCAAGGGCUUCUUCAGUCUGACUGCCAAGGUCCUGGAGGCACUGGCGAGGAAUGACGACCAGCUGGUGCAGACCUGCGCCAGGUUGAGCUCCAGCGCUGAUGUCAUACCAGAGGACCUGCAGACCAAGUUCACCGCUAUGUGCGGAGAGAGGCUGGAGCACAUCAGCCGCCGAAUCACUAACUACAGGAAGUUUUCACGGGUGCUGAAGAACAGGGCGUGGCCCACCUUCAAACAGGCCAAGACCAAGGUGUCUCCGCUGCACAGCAGCGACUUCUGCCCCACCAACUGCCACAUUAACGUGAUGGAGGUGUCCUACCCCAAAACCACCACGUCCCUGGGCAGCGCCUUUGGCGUGCAGCUGGACAGCCGCAAGAACUCCAUCCUGGAGAAGGCCGGCAGGAACUCGGAUCAAGCCAAGCUGAGCCCCAUGGUGUACGUCCAGCACACCAUCACCAGCAUGGCCGCCCCCUCCGGCCACAGCCUGGGCCGCACGGAGGGCCACGGCCUGCGCUUCCUGCUGCGUGAGGACGACCUGCUCACCCUGGACGCCUACCAGAAGCUGCUCAGCAAGCUCACCACCGUGGUCAAGGAGAUGGAGUGCUACGCUGCUCAGAUCCACGACCUGCUCUCCUCCAUCACUCACCCCCCCGCCUCUGAGGCCAAGACCACAGAGAGCUACAUCUCCGCCGACAACGAGAGCGAGAGGGGGGAGCGCAACGGCAAGAAGGUCUGCUUCAACGUGGCAGGAGAUGAGCAGGAGGACUCCGGCCAUGACACCAUCAGCAACAGAGACUCGUACAGUGAUUGUAACAGCAACAGGAACUCGAUAGCCUCCUUCACCAGCAUCUGCAGUAGCCACUGCAGCUCCUACGUUCACAGUGAUGAGAUGGACUCAGGAGAUGAAAUGCCAGUCAGCGUAUGGAUUUCUCACGAUAAGCAAAAGAAAUUGCAUGGCUUUCUGGAACAUCUCUUUAGUCAGGUGGAGUCCAUCACCAGCUUGUUGAAAGGGGCUGUCGUAGCUCGCGCCUUCGAACAAACCAAGUGUUUCACUCCAGGACGAGGCCUUCAAGAGUUCCAUCAGGAAAUGGAGCCCAAGAUCAACUGCACCAAGAAACUGCGGCUCCACGUCAAGCAGGACCCGUGGAACCUGCCCAGCAGCGUCCAGGCCCUGACGCAGACCAUCGCCAAGUUUGUCGAAGAGGUGAAGACACGUUUGCUGCUGGUUCUGCUCCAGUACACAGACUCAGAGAUCCAGCUCAGACGGGACAUGGUGUUCUGCCAGAGCCUGGUGGCUGUGGUUUGUGCCUUCUCUGAACACCUGCUGGCUGUCCUGAACCAGACACAGAGCACCGGCAAGGAGGGCGAGACGGAGGCGCAGGAGGCCAGCCGACGCUGGCUGGAGCAGAUCGCCAGCGCCGGCCUGCUCUUCCACUUCCAGUCCCUGCUGUCCCCCAACCUGACGGACGAGCAGGCCAUGCUGGAGGACACGCAGGUCGCACUCAUAGACCUGGAGAAGGUCACCUUCUACUUUCGGCAGUUUGAAGGGGAGCCGCUGGUCGCAAACGCGCCUGUUUCAUACCAGGUGGAGGGAACCCGACAGGCCCUGAAGGUCUGCUUCUACCUGGAGAGUGUCUACUUCCAGCUGCUGCCUCAGAGACUGAGGAACGGAGGAGGGUUCAAGAUCUACCCCGUGCUCUUCACUCAGGCUCUUGAGAGCAUGGAAGGCUACUACUACAGGGACAAUGUUUCCGUGGAGGAGUACCAGGCGCAAAUCAAUGCAGCUUCCCUGGAGAAGGUGAAGCAGUACUACAAGAGGCUAAGGGCCUUUUAUCUGGAUAAAUCCAACCUGCCUCCCAGCUCCACACCCAAAGCUGCCUUAAUAGACAAGCUCAUGCGGCCGCUGAACACUCUGGACGAGCUGUACCGGCUGAUGGAGAGUUUCAUCAGCUCCCGCCGCACGGCCGCCUGCCAGUUCACUGCCUGCGGGGCCUCGGGCGUGGGGCUGCUGUCCGUGGCCUCCGAACUGUGCAACCGCCUGGGCGCCUGCCACAUCGUCAUGUGCAACAGCGGAGUGCACCGCUGCACCCUCAGCGUGACUCUGGAACAGGCCAUUCUUCUGGCAAGAAGCCACGGUCUACCGCCUCGCUGCAUAAUGCAGGCAACAGACGUCAUGAGGAAACAGGGAGCAAGAGUUCAAAAUUCAGCGAAGAACCUGGGGGUGAGGGACCGCACCCCGUCGUCUGUCCCCAGGUUGUACAAGUUGUGCCAGCCACCGCCCCCGGAUGGCGACCCGUGAAGACACACGUCCUUGAUCGAACUGGGGAGGUUCUGAUCCAGCUCUGGACCUGUGUUCCAAAAAAUAAAACAAAAUAAAAUAAACUGUCACUGCUCCUCGUGGGAAAGGCCUGGAAAGACCAUCUCCCUGCAGCCAACCCACAAGUCUCUCCUCAAUGGCUGUCAAAUGACUCUGGCCCAAUGUUUUUGCUUCUCUUGUAUAUAUUGAAUUUAUAUGUAACUGCCUCUAUUGUAUUUUAAAGCAUGUUAAAAUGUAUUUGUUUACUCUUAUAACAUCCUGCUACAUUACAUCUCAUUUUAGAUUUUAAUGAUUAGAAAAUGAAAACUGAACUCAGUGCCUGAAGGCAUCUCUCAUUGUGGUUCUAAAAACUGAACAUUUUCAUCUUUGAAAGUCCAUUAACCAGUAUACUGUAAAUAACUUUGUUGGUCUGAAAAUUACUUUUUUGUUAUAAAGUUAGGAAAUUGCUAGUUCUGAAACUGACAAGCCCAAGGCUGCUUCAGAAACAAUCUAAUGUGCAGAACAGGAUAAUGUGAAGGACUGUCAUUUAUAGAAAGGUCAGGUAUCACUGGGGCCCCCUGUUGGUGAGUAGAUAGUGUUUGUUUUCCUACAGUACAUUCCUGGCUGAAGAAGUUUUUCUGUUCAGCAUCCUUGCAGUUUAUUCAAGCUGUAUGUCAGGAUUUUUACUUGCACCUGAACAAUAAGACCACCUCAUAUCUGUGCUGGUCUCACAUUCAGGUCCAUAAGGUUUUAACACUGAUAAAGAAGAGAAAUGAACUCAUUGAUGCCAUGAGGAUGCAAAUGGUAAGAUCUCGUUCAGAAUGAUGCUGUUUAGAUUUAAAAUUAAGCCUAAUCUUUAUGGCAUAGCCACCUGUUCCUAGAGGUAUUUCAAGCACUUCUGACAAAAUAUCGGACUGUAUACCUCCCGUCUUGCAUUUCACACCCAGACUUGCUUUUCCAGUAGCCAAGCUCAGUGCCUGAGUUAGGUAAGGGUGCUUUGGAGGUCUGCUUUUUUAAAGAGAAGUUCUUAAUGAUCAGUGUUAAACCUCCUCGUGUCACACUAAGUCUUUGAAGGUUUUUAUUCCGUACUCAGGACCAAAAGGGUUGUGUUCUAUUUAAAAGAUUCAGUAUUUGCUAAUCAAUUGUAUCAAUUACAUUUUAGGUUCUAUUAUCACUAUGCAAAUAGAAUAAACUAAACAGCAUCAAUGGAGUAACAUGUUAAAUGUCCCGGUAAAUCUCAAAUCACAUACUGUAAACAGCAAUAAUGAUUCAAGACAUGUUUUUGAUGUUGUAUAAUGAAGGUGUCUGUCUGUCGUGGCAGCUUCUAAUAUGUGAUAAUUGCAAACAUUUUAAAGCCGAGAAGUGUAAA